AAUGCACAACAGAAAACCCAGACCGAUCCAUCUAAAUUGACCCGCACCGUAUUAUGAACUUCUGCCGCCUCCUCACCGCCAGAAGAAAGUGGCUGCAGCUGCCAACACCUCCGCCAAAUGAGUGAAUGACUACGUCUAAGCAAAAUUUCAAGUUUCCUGCGAAGGUCAGAACAACGUUUUACGUAAUAACGGCCACCGGCCUCACCCUCCGUGCAGCCGACUACCUCAAUUUCCCUCCAUUUUGUUCUCUCAAUUCGUCUUCCUUCUUUCCCGAGAAAAUUAGGGCUGCAAUCCACGCCGUUUUUCGCUCCUCUCGCGCAAUCUCCACAAUUGGUUUCACCAUUGCAGACUACAAGUAUUCAUUGCGGGGGCUUCCGGUGGACUCCGAGGACUAUCGUGGCAAACUAUCUGAGGUUCAUUUACGUUCAGCCAACAGAAUGCUGAAAUUAUGUGAAACCAAUAAAGGUUUCUAUGUGAAAGCUGGCCAGUUUGUUGCUGCGCUGCGGCAAGUUCCAAAAGAAUACUCUUCAACCCUUUCCUCACUACAGGAUCAGGCCAUUCCUUGUCAUUUCAAAGCAAUAAAAGAAGUACUAGUCAGCAAUCUGGGUCAGGAUUUGUCGAAGAUAUAUUUGUCAUUUGAUGAACAACCAAUAGCUGCUGCAUCUAUUGCUCAAGUCCAUCGUGCCAUUCUGAAAGAUGGUCAAGAAGUAGCAAUUAAGGUGCAAUACCCUGGGCUGGAACUCCAGAUGAAAAUUGACAUAACCACUAUGUCGUUCCUUUCAAAAUCUGUUGCACUGUUGUUCCCUGAUUAUAGGUUUGACUGGUUGGUAUCAGAAUUCACGAAGGCCAUCUCUUCGGAACUUGAAAGUCGCAGAAAGAGAACUAAUGGAUUGAUUGCAUAUGAUCAAGAUUUCAUGCAGGAGGCAAGAAAUUCUGAGAGAACAGCCAAAAAUUUUAAAAACAAGAAGAUAGUCAGGGUUCCUCGUAUAUUUUGGGAGUUCACUACAAGUCAGGUUCUGACAAUGCAAUUUUGUCGGGGUCACAAGGUUGAUGAUAUGGGAUUUUUUAAGGAAAUGGGAAUAAGUCCUAUAAAGGUAGCAAAAACACUGGUAGAAGUCUUUGCUGAAAUGAUAUUUAUCCAUGGUUUUGUACAUGGGGAUCCACAUCCUGGUAACAUAUUAGUUUCUCCAGAAGGUCCAAAUGGCUUUUCUUUGGUGCUUCUGGAUCAUGGAAUCUACAAGCAAUUGGAUGAAGGAUUUAGAAUAGACUAUUGUCAGCUCUGGAAGGCAUUGAUUCUUCAGGACUCGCUUCAAGUACAGCAACUUGGUGAACGAUUUAAUGUUGGGAAGUACUCUAGAUACUUCCCUGUCAUAUUUAUUGGAAGAACUAUUGACAGUAAAUCAGCUCUUGGGAGCGGAAUGUCCGCAGAAGAGAAGAGGAUUUUGAAACAGGAGCUGAAGUCCUUAAAGAUGGAGGACAUAUCUUCAUUUAUGGAAUCUUUACCACCUGAUUUUCUCACAAUAUUGCGUACAGAUGGGCUUCUGAGGUCACUCGUUAGCAAGUUGGGUGCUCCACAGCGAAUCAGGCUCUUAACCUACGCCAAAUAUGCAGUAUAUGGUCUUUCUCUGAAGUCUGAUCCUAAUUCUGGUUAUGCGGGGAAAGCUGCAUUUUCCAGAUUGAAGACAAAUGUUAGUUACCUUCAGUCACGACUUAUUAUUGAGGGGCUGGAGCUGCUAUCUUGGAUGGAGAGGGUCAAGCAAUUUUUGCGUACCUUAUGUAGAAAGAUUUUGAGUGCGGCAUUGGUGUAGUGAAGGGGUUCUGACUGGUGCUAGGCAGAAAUGAACUUGCAUCCUUUCAUUUGCCCAAGUGGAGGUAUUGUAAUGCCUCGAGAAACUAUUACUUGCGAUGGUGGAGCUCCUCUGCCACUCCCGUGACAUAUGGCCCAACCUUGUGGGAACCGUAUAGAACUCCCAUAUCAACUGUCAUAGAAGGAGAAUACAUAGGUUUUAUCAAAUACUUGUAUGAGAUAGUUUACGUUUUUAAUAUAUCUUCCUUUUCUUGCUCC
This is a messenger RNA of Manihot esculenta (cassava), 2065 nucleotides long. Its product is annotated as aarF domain-containing protein kinase 1. The transcript has 17 exons. Bases 126 to 1808 code for a protein of 560 amino acids. The record is from RefSeq and is a predicted model, not a curated record. Lineage: Eukaryota; Viridiplantae; Streptophyta; Magnoliopsida; Malpighiales; Euphorbiaceae.